This is a messenger RNA of Paramecium primaurelia, 2637 nucleotides long. Lineage: Eukaryota; Ciliophora; Oligohymenophorea; Peniculida; Parameciidae. The record is from the annotation of a GenBank genome assembly.
AUGCAUGAAAAUGAAUCAAAAUUAAGUGAGGUUAAUGCUCCUCCUUUAUUUAUUUGUUUUGAUGUUGUGAAUAAAUUACCAAUAUCACUCUAAUCGGUACAUUAUAUUGUAAAUGUCUAACCUGGUUUGGCAAUUGUUGAAAUAUAAUAGAAUUAUAACACAUAGCAUUAUGAAGUUCCAAUUGAAUUAGAAUAUAUGUUUACUAUCUAAAAGGAUUCAGUUGUUAGUAAGAUGGUAGCAGAAUUAGGUGAUAUAAAAGUCUUUGGCAUUGUAAAAGAAUUGAAGGAAGCAAAAAAAGAAUAUCAACAAGGCAUAUAAGCUGGAAAAACUAUGAUUUUAGGUGAAUAGGAUAAAUAAAUAACUGAUUUAAAAAAAGUAAAGAUUGGUUGUUUAGCUCCUGGAAAAUCUUUAAAAAUAACUUUUGAAUAUAUUCAGCCUUUAAAAGUGUAUUUAAAUUAAUUUUGGAUGCUUGAAUUAUCACCAAUGGUAGAUUCAAGUUAUCUUACAGUCUAUUAGUUAAAAAACUAAUCAGUCAAUUAUCCUUAAUUAUAUAAUUAAAUAUAAAAAAGUGUGAAUUUUCAAGGUCUCUAAUAAAACUAUUAAUAAGAUAUCACAAUAAAUAUUAAUUUAUAGAAACCUAUAACAUUUGUAAAGUCUCCAACCCAUUAAAUUUUAAUUAAUAAUGAUGAUAAUUAAUUUGUCAAAGAAAACUUUACAAAAAAUUAAAUAAUCAUUCUUGAUAAAAAAUAUCCAAAUAACUUUCUCCCAAAUAAAAAAUUUGAGCUGUUAUUUUCAUCUGAUGAUGUCAAUUCACCUCAUUCUUUUCUUACUCAUACUAAUAAUGAUGCCUUAUAACAUAUUAAAUAUUGUGCUACCUUAACAUUAAUACCAAAAUUUAAUGAAGUACCUUUGGAUGAUGCUUAUUCAUCAUACAUAAAUGGGUUAAAUUUAUCUUCAGAAACAAAAAUAAAUAGAGGAAAUUAUUAUUUUUUUAUUGAUAGAAGUGGUUCGAUGGAAGGGUAAAGAAUAUAGAAAGCAAAGCAAUCAUUAAUUUUAUUCUUAAAAAGUUUACCAGAAAAUAGUUUAUUUAAUGUUAUAUCUUUUGGAAGUUAACCGAAAAGAAUGUUUGAAAAAUCUUAAGUUUAUAAUUAGAAAUCUUUAAAUGAAGCAAUUUCUUAAGUAAAUUCUAUGGACGCAGAUUUAGGAGGAACUGAUAUUUUUUCAGCAUUGAAGAAUGGCAUUUAUAAUGAUAAAGAUAGUAAAAGUCAUUUAGAAACUUAUAAUGCUUUUUUGUUGACUGAUGGAGAAGAUUCUCCAGAAAAAAUUUUAAAUUUGGUUCAAAAUUAAACUAAAUCUAAUUUUAGGAUCUAUACAUUAGGAAUUGGAGAUGGAUGUAGUUAGUAUUUAUUAAAAAAUAUUGCAGAAAUUGGAAAUGGUAAAUGUCAAUUUGUCGCAGAUAAUGAAGAUAUUAAUGUUAAAGUAAUUGAUUUGUUAGAAGAUUCUAUGACUUAAUAUUUGGAGGGAUUUAAGUUAGAAUUACCAGAAAUUAAUAUUUCAUAAAUUAUUCCUGAUCCAGAAUCAAUCACUGCUAUAAAAAAAAAUGAAGAAUUAGUUAUAUAAAUAUUAUUUCCAACUCCAAUCUAAAAUUCACUAGACUUUCAGAUUAAAUGUUUUGACCCUUAGAAAUAAACACAAAUAUCUUACAAAUUCGAAUUGAAAAUAAAUGAAUCAUAGUAGUAAGAUUACUUUCAUAAACUUGCAGCUCAUAAAUUGAUAAAUUAUUAUGAAUAUUCUUUAUAAAACAGAAUAAAUUAAGUCAAUAAGAUAAAGGUCAAUUAAGUUACAUUCAAUAAUGAAGAUAUCAUCAAUUUAUCAAUAUAAAAUUAAAUUUUAUCCAAAAACACAGCUUAUAUUUGCUAAAUCUGUCAUUUGGAAGAUGAAUUUAAAUAAUUAAUUAAAGAAAAAAUAUUCUAUCAAAAUCAAACUUUUCAAGUAUAAUAAUUGAGAAAAGGUUUAGAUUACUCUAUUUAAUAACGUAUAGAUUUAAACCCAUCAUUUGUUAUGAAUAAGCUAGGUUGUUUAGAUAUAUAAUGUUGUAUUGAUGAUGAAGAGUGUUAUGAAUAAUAAUAAUGUUGUAUGGAUUUAAAGUUAGGCAGUAUAUAACAAAAUAUGUGUAUGGAUAGAGAAGAUUUAGAUUCAUAUGAGAAAAAGAGUUGUAAAAGUCCUUCGAUAGAUUAAGAUGAUUAACCGCAAAAACUAAUGGAAUUUGAGUAAAUGUAGGAACGAAGCAGUCUUAAUAAUAUCAUUAUUCCAAAUAGUUAAGAAACUGCUGUUGUAAUAAAUUAUAUUGAUUUAUUAUAAUGUGUUUAGGCAGAUGGAAGCUUUAUUUUAAACAAAAAGUUUGGUGAUUCAAUCAAACUCAGCAGCUUAAAUAAUGAUAAUCAUUAUGAAGAAAUUUUAUGGACAACAAUUAUUGCUCUAUUUUAUUUAGAAUUGCAUUGUAUAAGUGAUAAAGCCUCAUGGUAAUUAAUUUAUUAAAAAGCAAUUUUAUUGUUAAAGAAAAAUGGGUUAGAUUACUUUAAGAUAAAAACAGAGUAUUAUAAUAAUUAUUAAAAAUUGUUUGAAGUUUCUAAUUGA